AUGGGCAGGGCUGGUUCUUGUGCGGACCUUGCUCACAGCACCUCAAACAGAAUGGCGACGCGUAGGGGAUUUCGGAGUCGAAGAACAACAACGAGACGUGGUGGAGCUUGCGUGGAGGUUCCGGCGUCGGCGGGGGAGGCGCGCGGCUCCGGGAGAGACCGCGUGCGACUGGGCCUCAUCCUGGCGAGCGGGGUCUGUGGGCUGACCGGCGGCAACGACGCGCAGGGGGCUUUCGGAGGCGAAGAACAUCAUCAACACGUGGUUGAACUCCCGCGGAGGAUCCGGCGCCAGCGGGGAGGCGCGUCUGUAAGCUGCUUUACGGGAAGAUUGGUACCUGAUCGGGGCGAGCGAGGUCAGCGGGCUGACUGGCGGCUCCGGGAGAGACCGCGUGCGCUGGGCCUGACCUUGGCGAGCGGGGUCUGCGGGUUGUCCGGCGGCGUGCUGCUGGUCACCUCCGGCACAUUAUAUGAGAAAUGUAGGAUGAUAAUGGUGUGGAAUAAUGUGGUUGAGGUUGAUAUGUGGCUGAGGUUGAUAUGGGAUGUGUAUAAUGUAGCUUCUGUAACAGCUUUUUUCAACCUCUCCUCGGGAAGUACGCAAAAAUUUCUUGUGGCUGAUGGAAAUGAAAGAAAUUUAACAUAA
This is a messenger RNA of Striga asiatica, 639 nucleotides long. The record is from the annotation of a GenBank genome assembly. NCBI's taxonomy places the organism in Eukaryota, Viridiplantae, Streptophyta, Magnoliopsida, Lamiales, Orobanchaceae.